Brassica oleracea var. oleracea is the source of this 936-nucleotide messenger RNA. Its product is annotated as 2-oxoglutarate-dependent dioxygenase DAO-like. Gene Ontology annotation, molecular function: dioxygenase activity; indole-3-acetaldehyde oxidase activity. The record is from RefSeq and is a predicted model, not a curated record. The coding region runs from base 22 to 936 and encodes 304 amino acids. The transcript has 2 exons. Lineage: Eukaryota; Viridiplantae; Streptophyta; Magnoliopsida; Brassicales; Brassicaceae. Gene Ontology annotation, biological process: auxin catabolic process.
CCAAACUCUCCUUUGAAAAUAAUGUCGAACACCGGUGUAGUUUUCCCGACGAUAGACUUGGGAGAGCUUUCCGAUGAGAUCUUGAAUCAGAAACUCCGUGAAGCCGGCGAGAGAUUGGGAUGCUUCAGAGUGAUUAACCAUGGAGUUUCUUUGUCUCUCAUGUCUGAGAUGAAGAAGACCGUUAUGGAUCUCUUUGAACGUCCCUACGAGGUGAAAGUACGUAACACUGAUGUGCUACCAGGGAGUGGUUACAGAUUUCGUCCAAGCGAAACCAAUCCUAAUUAUGAAGCGUUAGGUCUCCUCGACCUGGCUUCUCCUCAAGCCCUCAAUACUUUCUGUGACCAGCUCGACGCUUCUGCUGAACAAAGGGAGAUUAUGGUGAAGUAUGCAGAAGCUAUUCAUGGGCUUGCAGAAGAUUUAUCAAGGAGACUAGCAGAGAGUUACGGGUUGGCUGAUACUACCAACUUUUUCAAAUCUUGGCCGAUCCAGUUUAGUAUCAACAAGUAUCAUUUCAAACCCGAGACAGUCGGGAAAGUUGGUGUGCAGGCACACACAGAUUUUGGGUUCUUGACGAUACUUCAAGAUGAUGAAAACGUUGGUGGGUUUGAAGCCAUGGACCCUUCUUCAGGAACGUUCUUUCCCUUAAGCCCGUUGACAAACUCGCUUGCUAUCAACCUUGGGGACAUGGCGACAAUAUGGAGCAAUGGAAGGUUGGGCAGCGUGAAGCAUAGAGUGCGAUGCGAAGCUAAAACCAGGUUUUCUAUCGUCUCUUUCCUGUUGGGACCAGUGGAUACAGAUUUGGAAGCUCCGAGUGAGUUUGUGGAUGCUGAACAUCCGCGGCUAUACAAGCCUAUAAGUAAUAAAGGGAUACGAAGUCUCAGAGUGACAACGAACUUGAUUGAUGGAGAAGCUCUCAAACAUAUAUCCUAUGAAUGA